Molecule: messenger RNA, 1279 nt
Organism: Suillus paluster
Lineage: Eukaryota; Fungi; Basidiomycota; Agaricomycetes; Boletales; Suillaceae
Exons: 9
Coding region: 273-1235 (320 amino acids)
Molecular function (GO): metal ion binding
Source: RefSeq, a predicted model, not a curated record
CAAAAACAAUUUUUGUUCACAUGAUUCCACACGUACAAUACUUGGCUACUAAGAGGGGCUAGCUAGUCCCCUUAUAAACCCCUAUCCAGCCUGGUCAGAUUUACUCACUUGCAGAAAUUAUUUGCUGCUCCAAUCAGCCAAGGUGUACCGUCUUGGGCAAGCUUGGAGGCACAGCAUGGAGGCACAAUAUUUUGGGCGCUGUGAGUGACUAUAUUUGGUCAUCGUUAUCACGUGGUCGUGUAUCACGUGAUGUUUGUCCUUUGGUUUCACCAAUGCCACAACCUGAUAGUGACGACGAAUUUCCGGACGACAUAGGCCAGCUGGACUUCAGCAAUGUGCCAGGCCUCCAGGAACUUCCAAGCGCAACUUCGAUCAGACCUCUGGAUCAUCCUCCACGCGUUGGUCCCGCCGUACCAGGGCCGCCAUCGCAACCAUCUCCAUCAUCCCUCCCUUCUGAGUACGACUGUGACGAUGAGAUUGACGAAUAUACCCUCGCUGCUUUGGAUGCUCUUGAAGCCCAGUUCGCACAUGAUCGACCUCGACUCGGGGCUUCUCCUUCUACUACUCAGCCAUUGAAUGCUACUUGCUCUGAUGCCCGAAAGCGCGGACCACCAUCACCGCAAUCGUUACCUGCCAGUAAAAAAGGCAAAAUAGUUGCUCAAGACAAGAUCGAGACAACAACCAAUAUACUCGAGGGAUUCGAAAGCGAGAUUAAUUGUCCAAUUUGCUUUGAUAUCAUGGUCGCAGCGCACCUAUGUAAUCCUUGCGGCCACAGCUGCUGUGGAGAAUGCGCUCAAGGGUGGGUCUCUCAGAAUAAAGCGUCUCCAACGUGUGCUGUAUGCCGCGCUGUGUUGUCCACUUCCAAACCACUUCUUCCCAAUUAUACCCUUGAUGCCGUAGUCCAGCAAUAUAUACGUGCUCUUGCCGUCAGCGGACGGUCAGAAUGGCAAGACAAGGGCGGCAAAUUAGCAGAGUGGAGGAAGCGCUACGAAAAAUGGAGGAGUAUCGCCCAAGCAGCGGCAGCGAAGGCGAAAGAAAAUCCUCGUCGUAUACGACGCUAUCAAGGCCCUGUCAUUUCUUACAUGCAACCUCUUGGAACGUAUAUGAUUCGGGAUGUUGAUGUUGAUGAUGAUGAUGAAGAUGAAGAUGAAGACCCAACAUAUGAAGAAGAUGAGCCUGUCGAGAUUCUACCUCACCGAAGAGUACUGAGACGGCAGCGAACGUUCGUCUCAUAGCCUAUCAACAUAUCGUAAAUCGGACCUCAUUCAACAUCCCUCAU